Sitodiplosis mosellana (orange wheat blossom midge) is the source of this 4243-nucleotide messenger RNA. It is a transcript of the gene gry, whose product is annotated as trafficking protein particle complex subunit 11. NCBI's taxonomy places the organism in Eukaryota, Metazoa, Arthropoda, Insecta, Diptera, Cecidomyiidae. The transcript is spliced from 12 exons. Gene Ontology annotation, cellular component: cytoplasm. The record is from RefSeq and is a predicted model, not a curated record. The coding region runs from base 187 to 3921 and encodes 1244 amino acids.
GAAGUUUCUGAGUUGUCAAUGAAUAUGUUUGUAAUCUGUAUUUGCUGUCAAUAUUAAAUCAUUCUAAUUUAUCAUUGAGCAAUCGAAGAAAAAGUUUAUCAAGAAGAAAUAAGGAAAUUGGUGGCUGUAGUGAAAAAAAAACAAGUUCGUAUAAUCCCAUUCAGUCCCAAAAAAAAAAACUUCAACAUGAAUCAACCAGAUAAUAGUGCGCAAGGUAAUAGGCCAAUAACCGUGCCUUCAGAUGCAAAUAUGCUUCCACCAGAAUUAUUGGAAACUCCGCAGCCAGUGAUUGGGUUUUUAGGACUCGACUGUAACAGAAAUCUCACACAUAAGUCCAUUUGGGAUGCAUUUAAUACAAAUCGCAAGUCUGACAGAGCUGCAAUCCAAUUCAAACUUUUGGCAACCAAUUAUGAGCUACCAGUUGUAAAACCGAAGCGGCAAUCCUAUGAGUGGUAUCAACCCAAAGGAAUACUCAAACGUAAUUGGAUUUUAAAGCAUUUGCAUGUGUUACCUGCAGUGGUUGUUCUGUUUCAAGACAUGGAGUGGAAUGAUCCUGAUUGGACGGAAAAGCAAUAUCAAUGCGUUUCUACAAUGCAAACGAUUAAAAAUUCUCUUCAAGGUAGACACACAAAGUUGGCAAUCGUUCUUCUACAAAAAAACACAAAUACUGACGAAACAUUCUCAAGUGAUCACUCUACGUUGGCAUCGAAGUGCGAUUUAAAUCCGAAAAUGAUUUUUGUUCUUCCCUACAAUGAAAACUUAAUUGGAUACACAUUGCGCUUGGAGUCAGCUUUUCUGGAGCAUGCUCAAUCGUAUUACUUACAAUCAACUAAAUAUGUCCGUGGUCAUAGAGAUCAGCUAACAUCCCAUUUGGAGUUGAAAAUUCGACAUCAAUUCAAGCUUGGAUUCUAUGCUGAAAUGCGUGUAGAUCAAAAUACCGCUCUAAAACACUAUAGCCAAGCCUACGAAUGGUUGGAGGAAUUGAAAUUGGUUGAUAGCAACUGUUUGGAAAUCAAAGUGGUCGCUGGUUUUCUCAACUAUAAGAUUUGCCAAACAAUGUUCAAUAUAGGCUCACCUCGUGAUGCAAUCACACAAUUUCGUACGCAUAUCGAUAAAUACCGUAAUCGAGUUGGUUAUAAGGAGUUGAUUUUUGAACAUUUUGCGUGGUUGAGCGUUCAGUAUAGUGCUUUCGCAGAUUUAUUCUGUGAAGCUAUCAAGUGUGGACUGCCAGCGCUGCAAACACAGCAUCCAGGAAUUUAUUAUCACAAAAGUGCAGAAUAUAUGGCGAAACGCAAAGAUAAUUUUCAACAAAUUUGUCAAGUGUCCUCACCGCUUAUUGAUUUCAUAUCGCUCCCAGAUCAAAAUGCCCUGAAUUACUCUAACAUAUUAUAUAGUGAUUUCUUUGGUGUUCGUGGUGGUAAUCGAUCGGACCUGGUGAAUGAGCAACAAAUAAUUGCAAUCGUACAGCAAUGUGAAAAAUAUUUUAACCAUUCUACGGCUUAUAUUACACUGUUGGGACAAGCCAUGGCACAAUUCAAAAUAUACAAAUGCCCCAGAUUUCGGAAAAAACUCGCCAUCGAAAUGGCAGAAGAAUAUCUUAAAGUUGGAGAUGCAUCCAAAGCUCUAACUCUUUACAGCUUAAUGCUUUCUGAAUACCGGACCGAGCAAUGGAAUGUCAUAUUUUCUCAAGUUCUUUUAAAAACGCUCCGAUCUGCCUUUUUGUCCGCAUCAAUUCCUGAUUUUAUCGCAUGCAGCAUAGAGUGUUUAUCAAACAAAAUUGUUCUGGAACGAUCCGAACGCAUUACCAUAUUGGAAAAUCUAUGGAAAGUGUUUCAAAAAGUUCCGCCAUUGACACAAAGCCAAAUUGUCCCCGAGCUACACAUUGAUUGGGAAAAAUCGCUUGAAACUUUUAAUACAAAAUUAACAUUUGAUUUAGAUAAAUUCACUGAACUUUUCGAUUGUACAAUCAAAUUCAACCAAACUCGAAUUGAAAAAGAUGAUGUGGCACGCGUGGACUUAUUCAUCAGAUCUUUGUCUGAUGUUCCAAUAAAAGUUCAGGAGUUUGUGAUGAUUAUUUUGACGGACAAUAAAUCAUUGCAUGAGAUUUUUGCGCAACACUGGACUGAAGUCGAAUGCGAUGCAAAAGCUGAAAAUGUAAAUGCAAUCGAAAAUGAUAUUAAUGGUGAUGUCAUGAUCCAACCAAAAAUAUUAUAUAAAAUAUCUUUCAAUGGAGAACGUUACCAAUUUGAUGAAAAUUCGGAAUUGCGUGUUAUACGUUUAGAAAUCAAAAUCGGCACAUCAGAGAACUUUAUAACACUCCAACAAAGCCUACCGCUGAAUCUAAAAAGUAACUUUAAAAUCUACAAUCAAAGUAAUAUUGCGAACGAGAGCUCAACCUGUUAUAUAAAACCACAGUUUCACUUGAAAACCGAAAUAGCGUUGAGUCACAAAUUCAUGUUGACGAAUGAAUACUUUGCGGUUACAAUCAGAAUUGAAAAUCCUUCUGAUAUGUUAGCCGAAAAUGUGAGUCUUCUCAUAACCGUACCAGUUCAUCUUCGAAAUAAAGUGUUCAUGGCGUCUGAUCAAACCAAAUCCCGGCAAAAAUUAUUGUCACAUUUGGAAGUGUUCAUUGGGGACAUACCUUCUAAAUCUACGAAAUCUAAAUGUAUCUAUGUCACAAGCUUAAUUGAUGGGACACUAGAGCUUCAACAGGUGGUUCGUUAUAAAGUAAUGGACAGUCGAUCGAAAUCGGUUGCUGACUCAAUUGAUAUUGAAGAUACGCACAAAAAAAUCAAAGUUGAGUCCAAUGUAACUUUAGAAUAUAUCGAAAACGCGAUCCACAAGUCGAAAAAAGAUACCAUCGUCAUCCCAUGUGUAGCGGAAUUCACAUUCUUUGGACAAUUUUUCUCGCUAAAUAAACAACCAUUGAGGAAGGCGGUAAAACAUGAGGACUUUCUGUUCCAGGUUGAACUGCAAAUAAAAUCUACAGAAAUCGAUAUUUUGGAUAUGUUCCUGAUAAGCGAUUAUAACAUUACGGAGAAGCCUUAUAGUAAAUCACGUCGGAAGCACAACAGAUCAUAUUCUCAAGGUGAGAAAGUUUAUGACAUUUUACUGCUACAUGCCGAACAGACUACACUUGAAUGGGUUAAUCGUGUUGACUACCAAAAAACCACUCCACAAUGGAAAUCAGUAUUGAAGAAAAAAUCGGCUGGUAAAAAUACUCCAAAGAAUCCUAGCGUUAUGGAUACUUCUUUGAAUAUGUUCUCGGAAGAUUUCAAAACAAAUAGUAUCGAAAGUGAAAACCAAGAAAACAUUCAGAAUGAUAUAAUACCAGAACCAAAAACCAUAUACAACCAUACAAUUGAAGGAUUUAACAUGAUCGAAAGCCGAAAAGGAUUUUUGAACGCAAACACAAUUGGUUUGUCAAACGAUUCAUUUCCACACAUUAUGGGUGUUUACUGCGUUCGCUGGCGUCGAUGUGGAGAAAUAGCUGAGAAUGAGUCCAAAUUCCUCGUUAAUUCCAUUGAAAUUGUGGAGGCACCAUUGAAUAUUCACUGUUAUUUGGAUGAAAUAAUGUUUGUAAAAGUUCCAAUGACACUCAUAAUUUCACUUCGAAACACAACGAAUUCAACGCUUCAUCUCAAAACUGGUUUGAAAAAUGCGGAUAAUUUUAUGUUUGCUGGACAUUCUCAGUUCAAUAUCUCUUUGUUUGCACAAUCAACCUACAAUUUGGAGUUUAAUUUGUAUCCGCUUAAGGCUGGUUGGCAAAAUUUACCGGAAUUUGUAGUAACAUUCAGCACCAAUGAAGAUAGCCGUGAUAAACGAAGUGAUGAACAACAGAGUAAUUUGGAGCUUCAAAAACUUGUAGAUCGUUGGAUGCCGAAGAAAGUUUUCAUACUUCCAAUGAUUAAGCAUCAGUGAAGGUUGAAAGCUUGUUAAAAUUCCCAUUUCAUCGAUUUGUUGCCAAUUCGUGAAAUUAUUUAUGAUAAACGAAUUUAAAUUCAUAAUGAUCUAUAGAUGUCGAAAGUAUACUUGAAUAGAAAAAAACGAAAUGUCAAAAAAUUCUCGAUUCGGAUCCAAAAAAAAUCCCGAUACUAAUUCAAUUAAAUAUCAAAAUAUAUAUGUAAUUACUAUUGUAUUUUUAUUUCCUUUUGAUUCUGACCAAUGGAGAUAUGCUUUAACUUGAAUAAUGGGUAUAAGUUGAAUAUUAGAAAAGUAAAUAAUACUGAUUAUAAGAGAAAAA